AUGGAAAGCGCGAUGGAGCUUGCGGAUGAGUGUCUACCCCGCAUCUGGGAGCACACCUCGGGCUACAUCAGCACAAUGGCAGUGAAAUGCGCAGUCGAGUUGGAGAUUCCAGACCUCGUCCACCGCCACGGAGCUCGUCCCAUCACCCUCCUCGAGCUCGCCUCCUCGCUAACAAUCCCCGCGGUCAAAGCUCCGUUCCUGUCCCGCCUCAUGCGCGCGCUCGUCCACUUGGGCUACUUCCUCGAAGACGACCAAGGCCGCUACUCCCUGGCGCCGCUGUCUCGCCUCCUCCUCAAGGAGAACCCCUUGAGUGCAAGGUCAGCGCUCCUCCUCGGGAGCGAUCCUGUCAUGAUGGAUCCUUGGCGCCAGAUGAGCACUUGGUUUCGCGCCGGCGUCGAGGAGGAAGAAGAACAACAGCAGACUCCGUUCGCGCUCUCUCACGGUGGCAGGAAGCUGUACCAAGUCGCUGCCGAGGACCCGCGCUUCGCCCGGCUCCUGAACGAAGGCGUCGGGAGCGACAGCGAGCUGUUCGGUAGGGUUUUGGCGGGCAAGUGCCAGAAGGCGUUCCAGGGGUUGACCUCGCUCGUGGACGUAGGCGGCAACACCGGGAACACGGCUCGAGUCCUCGCCGACGCUUUCCCUGCCAUCGAAUUCACCGUGUUUGAUCUCCCCCAUGUGGUUGCCGGGUUGAAACCCACCCAGGAGAAUCUGUGCUAUGUUGGAGGGAACAUGUUCGAGGAAAUCCCCGCGCCAGCCGAUGCACUAUUGAAGCAAUGCAAGAAAGCGGUGACUAGUGGUGGAAAGGCAGCAGGAGGGAAGGUGAUGAUAGCAGACCAUGUGCUAGGCCACGAAAGCUGCAACGACCACAGCUCCACCACAGCGCUGCUGUACACGGACCUGGUCAUGAUGUCUUGUUUUGAAGGCGCCAUAAGAAGUGAACAACAGUGGUCCAAACUCUUCACUGAAGCUGGCUUCUCCAACUACACAAUAACUCCAGUUGGUGGGCUGCGGGUUCUUAUUGAAGUCUAUCCUUGA
Molecule: messenger RNA, 1035 nt
Organism: Linum tenue
Lineage: Eukaryota; Viridiplantae; Streptophyta; Magnoliopsida; Malpighiales; Linaceae
Source: the annotation of a GenBank genome assembly